AUGCGCCUCUCGACCCGCUCGACGUCGUCGCUUUUCCUCACCACCCUCUCAUUCGUCUCCAUCGCAUCAGCUCACGGCGGACACAACAAGGUCCCAGAAGGCGAAGCCAUAUCAGAAGAGCCAAUCGACCUCCGACUAUGGCUGCAUAUCCUCCUCAUGACCCUGACUUUCGGUCUCCUCUUCCCACUAGGCAUGGUUCUAGGCAUAGUUCGCAGCAGAUGGCAUGUCCCUGUCCAGACCGUCGCAGCCGCAAUCUUUGUCCCAGCGUACUUCCUAGGUCAUUUACACAAGGGAAGACAAUUCGCUGGACCGCAUGUGCAUGCCUAUUUUGCGAAUGUGGUGUUGCUCAUGUUGGUUGCGCAGGUCACGUUGGGUGCGGGACUGAAACUGCAUCUUGAGAAUAAAAGUGGAUGGGUGGGCAGGGUAUUUGGCGGAAAAGGUGGAUUGUAUGGACGGAGAAUGAUUGUGAUUGUGCAUGGUCUGAUUGGAAAGAUUUUCCCUGUGGUGAGCUGGACUCAGAUGCUGUUUGGCGGAAUCGUCGCGAUGGGGUACUGCCGAGGCGACCACUUGGGUCAGUGUUUGGCUCAUUUCAUCAUGGGUUCUGCAUUUAUUGGGUAUGGUAUCGUUAUGACUAUUCUUUUGUUGGUGGGACAGGCUUGGAUAAGAAAGACGGGCAAGAGUCAGGAGUUCUUUGAUUCGAUCGUCAUUGCGCUUUGGGGCUGUGUCAACACCUUCACCGAGCAUAGAUGGGGUCAUCCGUGGGUCAAGAACGAUUUACAGCACACAAGCAUGGGCAUAAUCUGGUGGUGUGCAGGUCUAUUAGGAAUUUGGUUGAGCAGAAGCCGGGGAGGGCGGCCAAGGAGAAAUGUGAUACCCGCGCUGGUUAUUAUCUUCACUGGUUGGGGCAUGAGCGCGCAUCCACAAGAGCUGCCUUUGAGCACAAUGGUCCAUACCAUUUUCGGUUACAGCUUGAUGGCUGCAGGUGCUGCCAGAAUCAUCGAGAUAUCCUUUGUCCUCCGCGAUAGCAGAGGCGCUGGUGAGCCGAACAGCUGGCAGCAUUUGACUCCAUUCCUCCUCUACGCCUCCGGCUUCCUCUUCAUGGGCGCCACCGAGGAGCAAAUGGCCUUCCUUUCCGCCGCCAACGUCACCCACGUCUCCUACAUCCUCAUCCUCUACUCCGUCGCCUUUCUCCUCUACCUCUUCGUCAACAUCCUCCUUCACAUCUACGCCCAACACACCUGGCCCGAUGACGAAUCUAAUGGCCAGAUUGCCCUCGCGAAGCAGAUGCGUACGACGCGCGGCGCUCACAGCCGGAGUGUUAGUUUCGUUCCCGGCUCUGUGGGGCUUGGAGUUGUGAAUCGUACACCGAGUGCGAUACAGAGUCCGUUCUUGGACGUUCCUGAAGAAGAGGAUGAGGAGGAGAAGGAAGGAAGAGCGAGGAUUAAUGGACAUGCGAAACCGAAGCAGAAACCGAGGUUGCCGAGUCGGAGUCAUAGGGUGACGGAUAGUCAACAGGUGAGGGAUGCGGAAGAGUUUGAGCUUGAGGGUUUGAUUAGUGAUGUUGAUGAGGAUGCCGAGGAUGUGGGACGCGACAACAAAGAGAGGAAGAGACAGGGAGAUAAAGAGGUUGUAUAA
This is a messenger RNA of Lithohypha guttulata, 1635 nucleotides long. RefSeq lists its product as uncharacterized. The coding region runs from base 1 to 1635 and encodes 544 amino acids. The transcript has 2 exons. NCBI's taxonomy places the organism in Eukaryota, Fungi, Ascomycota, Eurotiomycetes, Chaetothyriales, Trichomeriaceae. The record is from RefSeq and is a predicted model, not a curated record.